Messenger RNA from Peronospora farinosa, 966 nucleotides. The record is from the annotation of a GenBank genome assembly. Lineage: Eukaryota; Oomycota; Peronosporomycetes; Peronosporales; Peronosporaceae.
AUGGCGCACAACUUGGACGGCAAGACGGCGGUGGGCUCUUGGAAGGACGAGAAUAUCUUGUCCAUUGCCCAAUUUGGAAAGAAAAGUGCGGAACGUGUAUUACUCGUGGCCAAUGAGAUGAAACAAAUGGUCAAGACAAAGGGUGCAAACGAUCUGCUUAAGGGAAAGCUGCUGGCCAAUGUGUUUAUGGAGCCAUCCACACGCACAAGCAGCUCGUUUCAAGCUGCAAUGAAGCGUCUUGGUGGCCUUGUAGUAUGUGUCAAUGAGACCUCUUCUAGUAGCCAGAAAGGCGAGACUCUGUAUGACACUAUUCGAUGUCUUGAGUGCUACGCUGACGUGGUCGUGCUUCGACACCCUAUCCAGGGCAGCGCUCUCGUGGCUGCUAAAGCUACCAAGAAGCCUGUACUAAACGCUGGAGACGGCGUGGGUGAACACCCGACUCAAGCUCUGCUAGAUUUAUACACGAUUUAUACGGAAGUUGGUGAUCUUGAGAACCUGAAAGGAAAGGUCGUCACUAUGGUCGGUGACCUCAAGUAUGGCCGCACGGUGCACUCUUUGUCUAAGCUGCUAGCGAUGUACGGUGCGACGUUCAAUUAUGUAUCGCCUGAGAGCUUGAAGAUGCCACGCUACGUAUACGAUGAGCUUGCCGCGCAAGGCAUUCAGCAGAAGGAGAUGACUGAUCUGGAUUCAGUCAUUAACCAGACAGACGUGCUCUACGUCACCCGUGUACAAAAGGAACGUUUUGAGUGCGAGACAGACUACAAUGCGGUAAAGGACAGCUUUCGCAUUACGCUAGACACCAUAAAGGAUGCAAAGGCUACGAUGGUCAUCAUGCAUCCGCUCCCGCGCGUUGGUGAGAUUGCUGAAGAGGUUGAUGACGACCCACGUGCUGCCUACUUCCGCCAGAUGGAGAAUGGCAUGUUUGUACGCAUGGCUCUGCUUGCUCUUGUCCUAGGCAAGGCAUAA